Otolemur garnettii (small-eared galago) is the source of this 744-nucleotide messenger RNA. RefSeq names its product glutaredoxin and cysteine rich domain containing 2 (gene GRXCR2). The transcript is spliced from 3 exons. Gene Ontology annotation, cellular component: stereocilium base; microvillus; stereocilium shaft. The coding region runs from base 1 to 744 and encodes 247 amino acids. Gene Ontology annotation, biological process: sensory perception of sound. The record is from RefSeq and is a predicted model, not a curated record. Lineage: Eukaryota; Metazoa; Chordata; Mammalia; Primates; Galagidae.
AUGGAGGACAGUGAGAAGAAGCUGAAUCAGAAGAGCGAUGGCAAACCCCGGAAAGUACGAUUUAAAAUCUCCUCCUCCUACAGUGGCCGAGUACUGAAGCAGGUCUUCGAGGACGGGCAGGAAUUAGAAUCACCAAAGGAAGAAUACCCUCACAGUUUUCUCCAAGAAGCCCUUGAACCAAUGGAUGGUGUUUAUGGGUCUGGGGAAGUUCCCAAGCCCCAGCUGUGCUCCCCUAAGCUGACUGCUCAGAGGAUCAGUGUGUUCAGAGAGGGCAAUGCCUAUACCUUGGCAGGCAGCCAGCCUCUGUUCAACGAUUACAAGAUGAAUGACCACAAGCCCCCACCUAUUAUAGAUUUUGGAAAGAUAAUCAUCUACACGAACAACCUGAAAAUCAUUCGAACCCCGAUGGACAAGAGAGACUUCAUGAAGAAAAUGCUCCAGAACGAAGAGCCUGAGGAGGAGUCUCUGAUGAGCAAAGAGGACAGCUAUGGAGACCAGGACCAGCACGAUGGGCCUCUGCUGGAAGCGGACAGCGCCUUCCCCCACAACCAGUACACACAGGAUGGGGAGCUUCCCGAGGACAACUGUUUUCACUGCCGAGGGUCAGGCAGUGCCACCUGCUCUCUGUGCCACGGCAGCAAGUUCUCGAUGCUGGCCAACAGAUUUAAGGAGUCCUACCGGGCCCUGAGGUGCCCUGCCUGCAAUGAGAACGGCCUACAGCCCUGCCAGAUUUGCAAUCAAUAG